AUGGGGUUCGGAGACUUUGACGCAAUAUGCCGGAAGGCGGCGCUGCCGCUAUGCGCCCUCGUUGGGCCGAAGACGGGCUUCGCAGGCACGAGAGGGAUACUGCCAGACUGUUAUGCAAGGAACAUUGAAGUUGCCAACACGAUCAUUUUCCAGGGUGCAGCAGGAAUAAUACACAUCAUGGCCCUUGGGAUGGCAGUAGUCAUGAUUAUCCAUAUCAGGUCAAAGUUUACUGCAGUCGGCCGGAAGGAAAUCAUAACAUUUUUCUACCUCUAUAUGGCUCUUACCGUCUGCUCGCUCGUCCUUGAUACCGGAGUAACCCCACCAGGAAGCGCGGUCAUGCCAUACUUUGCCGCUGUUCAGAAUGGCCUGACGUCCGCGAUGUGUACCAGUUUAUUAAUCAACGGUUUCGUGGGAUUCCAACUAUAUGAAGACGGGACUACAUUGUCUGUUUGGCUUUUGCGAUUCUCCUCGUUGGGAAUGGGCUUGGUAUCUGGAGCAAUUUCCCUCUUGACCUUCCAAGGGUGGGCAGGCCUCUCGCCCACGAAUACUGUCGCCAUGUUUGUCGUUCUUUACAUCCUGAACGCCUUAUCCCUGGCCGUCUAUGUGGUUAUGCAGAUCAUCCUUGUUGUCAACACUCUCCAGGAUCGUUGGCCAUUGGGGCAUAUCUCAUUCGGCGUUUUCUUCUUCGUUGCUGGCCAGGUUGUGCUCUACGUCUUCAGCGAUGUAGUUUGCGAGGGCAUUCAACAUUACCUGGAUGGUCUGUUUUUCGUUACCUUCUGUAACCUGCUCUCGGUUAUGAUGAUAUAUAAGUACUGGGACUCCAUCACCAAAGAGGAUCUAGAGUUCUCGGUCGGCCUGAAGCAAAAUAACUGGGAAGUCAAAGAGCUUCUACCAGAAGAAGAACGCAGGGCCACUGUUUACCUUGAUACCAAUUCCGAAUAUGCUGGUAGCAUGUAUCACCACCGAAACUCGACACACGGUGGACAGUCCUCCUAUUAA
Messenger RNA from Arthroderma uncinatum, 999 nucleotides. RefSeq names its product chitin synthase export chaperone. Lineage: Eukaryota; Fungi; Ascomycota; Eurotiomycetes; Onygenales; Arthrodermataceae. The transcript is spliced from 3 exons. Gene Ontology annotation, biological process: protein folding. Gene Ontology annotation, cellular component: endoplasmic reticulum membrane. The coding region runs from base 1 to 999 and encodes 332 amino acids. The record is from RefSeq and is a predicted model, not a curated record.